Molecule: messenger RNA, 6356 nt
Organism: Gadus chalcogrammus (walleye pollock)
Lineage: Eukaryota; Metazoa; Chordata; Actinopteri; Gadiformes; Gadidae
Gene: keap1b
Product: kelch-like ECH-associated protein 1b
Exons: 7
Coding region: 1042-2949 (635 amino acids)
Molecular function (GO): protein binding
Source: RefSeq, a predicted model, not a curated record
AUGCCUUUACGUUUAAAGGCAGCGGAGACGCGUGUUCUCAUUGCACACUCUUAUUUUGAUAGCAAGGGGAGGCUCCUACAAUGCUUAGUCAUGUUGUUGAUCAGAGCUGACGGCUUCCCUGUAAACACGUUUCCUGAGUGUCACUGCUUCUAGGAAGGCUUUUCCAGAGAAAUACAGCUGCCAAGUCUCAGCCCGGGGGCCACAACUUCUGUUCACGUCACUUCUGGCACGUUGCACAACCUGGUUCACCCACCCUGGCAAUGCAGAGUUGACAACACUUCCACCGCUUGGACAAGUACAUCUCACGCUGCCAUUGGACCUCUAAUGCUCUAGAACUAAUGCAAAUCUGAUCAUCUUUUUUUUUUUUAUUACAACCUUUUUGGGAAUUUUUUUCAAGUUGGUCAGCAAGGCAUGAACUUUAGUGAUAAUGGAAAAUUAUGCGAAAGACGCGCGUUCAAGAGAACGUUUUCUUCCUUUGUUUGACCUGCGUGUUGUAGUGUCUGAAGCCGAGCUUGAGGUCAGAAACGAACCACAACAACUUUCGAACAAACUUCCAAUCCGUGGAACGAGGAGCUGACUGGUGCUUGGAUCUAGUCCUGUUGUACCUGGUGUUUCGUACCUGGUUUGACUUGAAACCUUUCAUCUCGCUUUCCAAGUCGGAUCACACAACGGGGACGGAGUAAUCCUCGGACACAGCGGCCUUGCCCUUCCCUGCUUGUCCUCACUUUCUCUCUUUGUCAAUGAAAGAGAAGGUGGUGAUUGCUGCCAUUUAGAAGUAUUUUGUUGUAAUUUCUGAGAGGGCAUCAUGGUUGUUCUGAAAGGCUGAGUGAAAACACCAACAACAACUGCCCUCUGAUUUGAAGAAAACCUCCAAACAAGCCCUGCUGGAAAGGGUCCGGAGCCCUCCCUUUCCUUCUCCUUUCGUACUGUACAACAUCCCGCGUGCGCAGGGAGGAUGUCGGUUGAUUCAGCGGGUGCCAACUAGAGAGGACGACGACGACGACGAGGGAGAAGGAGGAGCAGGAGCAAGGAGGGGCGACGAUGACGGAGUCCAUGACCGAGUGCAAGGCCCUGGUGACGCCAUCCACCCGUAACGGCCACCGGGUGUUCAGCUACACGCUGGGCAGCCACACGGCGGCCGCCUUCGCCAUCAUGAACGAGCUGCGGCAGGAGCGGCAGCUGUGUGACGUGACGCUGCGCGUGCGCUACAACGACCUGGACGCGGUGGACUUUGUGGCGCACAAGGUGGUGCUGGCAUCCUCCUCGCCCGUGUUCAGGGCCAUGUUCACCAACGGCCUGAAGGAGUGCGGCAAGGAGGUGGUGCCCAUCGAGGGGAUCCAUCCCAGGGUGAUGGAAAGGCUGAUCGAGUUUGCCUACACUGCCAGCAUCUCUGUGGGGGAGAAGUGUGUGAUCCACAUCAUGAACGGUGCGGUCAUGUACCAGAUCGACAGCGUGGUCAAGGCCUGCUGCGACUUCCUGGUGCAGCAGCUGGACCCCAGCAACGCCAUCGGCAUCGCCAACUUUGCCGAGCAGAUCAGCUGCACGGAGCUGCACCAGAAGGCCAGGGAGUACAUCUAUAUGAAUUUCAGCCAGGUGGCCACCCAGGAGGAGUUCUUCAACCUGUCCCACUGCCAGCUGGUCACCCUCAUCAGCCGGGACGAGCUCAACGUGCGCUGCGAGUCGGAGGUGUUCCACGCGUGCGUGGCGUGGGUGCGCUAUGACCAGGAGAACCGCCGGCCCUACGUGCAGGCCCUGCUGCAGGCCGUGCGCUGCCACUCCCUCACCCCCAACUUCCUGCAGACCCAGCUGCAGUCCCUGGACUGGGACUGGGACCCGCAGUGCAAGGACUACCUGGCCCAGAUCUUCCAGGACCUCACCCUCCACAAGCCCACCAAGCUCAACUCCUGCCGGACCCCCAAGGUGCCACAGCUCAUCUACACGGCGGGGGGCUACUUCAGGCAGUCGCUCAGCUACCUGGAGGCGUACAACCCCUGCACGGGGGCGUGGCUGCGGCUGGCUGACCUGCAGGUGCCCCGCAGCGGGCUGGCGGCGUGCGUCAUCAGCGGGCUGUUCUACGCCGUGGGCGGCCGGAACAACGCGCCCGACGGCAACAUGGACUCCAACACGCUGGACUGCUACAACCCCAUGAACAACUGCUGGCUGCCCUGUGCGCCCAUGAGCGUGCCCCGCAACCGCAUCGGCGUGGGCGUGAUCGACGGGCUGAUCUACGCCGUGGGCGGGUCCCACGGCUGCAUCCACCACAACAGCGUGGAGAGGUAUGACCCUGAGAGGGACCAGUGGCAGCUGGUGGCACCGAUGAUGUCGCGGCGCAUCGGGGUGGGCGUCACGGUCAUCAACAGGCUGCUGUACGCCGUUGGGGGCUUCGACGGCACCCACCGCCUCAGCUCCUCAGAGUGCUACGACCCCGACCGGGACGAGUGGAGUCCCAUGUCCUCGAUGCACACGGUCCGCUCCGGAGCAGGUGUGUGUGCGCUGGGCAACCGCAUCUACGUGAUGGGCGGCUACGACGGCACCAACCAGCUGAACACGGUGGAGUGCUACGAGGUGGAGACGGACAGCUGGAGCCUCGCUGCGUCCAUGAGGCACCGACGUAGCGCGCUCGGGGUCACCGCGCACCACGGACGCAUCUACGUCCUGGGCGGCUACGACGGCAACACGUUCCUGGACAGCGUGGAGCGCUACGACCCUGAGACGGACUCUUGGUCCGAGGUCACCCUAAUGACCUCCGGGCGCAGCGGGGUGGGUGUGGCCGUCACCAUGGAGCCCUGCCAGAAGGACCUCCAGACGUCUCCGCGAGCGGAGCGUGACGGGGGCUCGGCGUCCCCGCCCGUUCACCACCCCCCCUCCUCCUCCUCCUCUUCUUCCGCCUCCUCCACGUCGUCCUCUUCCUCCCAGAGACACAGCGACCUCCCUGAGAGGAACACGUGAGGGCAGGGGGGGGCGGUCUUCUCCUGGAGCUCCUGUCUCAUCUCUUUCUCAGUCUUCCUCCACCAAAAACCUGCAAAAAACAAACAAUCACAGAUGUGCUGGAUCGGCCUCCUCACCUUUAAUCUGGGUGAGGAUUUACAGUAAAAAAAGAUUCUAUACAGUGUCUCUUUGUUUAGUUUUUUGGACCAAUUUGUCAUUUAAUGGUAAACAGUUCAGUGGGAAUCGGCCACAGAACAAUUUGUGUGUGUGUGUGUGUGCGUGUGUGUGUGAUUGGACCAAUGACUCCCCUGUUUUACCUAAUGGGAGAUAGGGCUGUGUGCUCUGAAGGGCCAUUCAUUGGCUCAGGGCUGCACCAACAGCCAAGAAUUAAUUUUAUAUUUCAUAACCAGCUGUGCGUAAAAACCAAAAUACAUGGAGGAAAACUAUUUCAUAAAAUCUAUUAUUUAUAAGGAGGGUGAGAUGGGGGAUCCAUGAUAUCAUUAAGUUAGUAUCAGACAGCACAAAGCCGUUUUCCACGGCUGUAGGCUUCACUAGUCUUCAGAUUUUGUUUCUUUGGGGUGCCGGACUUGGAUCCUGCCUGGAACCCUGUAUUCUGAUUAGUGGAAAAACAGUGUACGAAAAUCCUAAAUCUCUGGCCCUAUCAAAAUGACGUCACAGGCUUUUUUUUAAGCAAAAGGAAAUCUGUUGCGUUUUUUUCAAAGUUUUGCAUCCACACGCCAAGGUUUUCAAACUUAUCCUCGUCAACAAGGAAACGCAACAAUUACAAUUACAAUUAGGGCAUUUGGCAGACGCUUUUAUCCAAAGCGACUUACAUCGGUUAAUACACACCGACAGCAGAGUCAACCAUGCAAGGCGACAGCCAGCUCGUCAGGAGCAGUUAGGGUUAAGUUUCUUGCUCAGGGACACAUCAACAAUCAGUUAGGAGGAGCUGGGGAUUGAACUAGCAACCUCUCGGUUACAAGCAACGAGGUUGCAACGAGUGAAAGGGUGUAGUAAAUAUUUCAGGCAAGUAGUUGGCGGUGUAACCUUUCUGCUUAGAUAUGCAAAAAAACGUCCACAAGCCUGUUUUAAAUGGCUUUCUACCCCAACGUACCGUCAUGGUUUGCUAUAAGCUACGUUUUCGCCCCACGGCUGCGUUUUAAAAAAGCUUAUCUCUGGAAGACUGAUUUCAGGCAUAAAAACCCUCUUAUGUCAUGUGGAUGCAAGGCAAACCCGCAGCAUAACUUCUUCGUUUUUAAAAACCUCUGGCGUCGUAUGGAUGGGCCUUAAAACAAAUCUACCAUGAAAAAUACAAAUCAAAUGAUUGGACGUGAAUCAAGGGAAAUAGAAAUAUCCCAACUCAUAAAUUGAUAAUGGAGUUGUUGGUCUAUUCUAAAAUACUGUACGUUUUGUUGGUUGUUUAAUUUGGAAGUCUGUAGUGGGGAAAUAAUGUAGCAUUUGGUUCACAGGACACCUUUUCCAGACAACAAGAGAACCAAUAAUUAUAGAUUCUGGACAAGGUGAAUCCCACCACAUCUGGACCCAGAACGGAAACUAUGGGACACUUUUGUUAGCCAAACCUCAGAAGCUCAACACGUUAUGUAGUCUGAAAUUAAAAUUGUGGGAAAUAAAACUUGUAACAGCAUUUAAGCUACAAAAAGUUUAUAAUAAAUGUUUUUGUACAUUGAUUUUCAGUCUUCUACACAAUUUAGGUUGCGAUUUUGUUUUAAUUUAUUUGUUCUGACUCUUUGAUUUUUCUUGACCUAAACUGACAACUUUGUAUUGAGUAGGAACGCAGUUUCGUUCAAACUAACUAGCAUGUGUUAUAACUACCAGGAAGGUCUGUGAUAAGAGUUUUAAACAUUUGUAAAAAACUUUGUUUGAUUUGAAAGGGAUUUUCUUUUCCCGUGUCAGUAGUUGGAAUGAAAGAACACAAUAUUUAAUGUCUGCUUUGUAAAUUUUUCAGCAAACCAUUCUCUGUAAUAAAAAAAGUACAUCGUGGAACAACAGUGUUUAUUGUACGCUUUUGCUGGAGCAUUUGCCUACUAUGACUCACUAGGGCUACCUUAAUCUAUUACUUAAAUAUCUCAAACUUAAACGUACGUCUGAAUAUUGCCACAAGAUGGCGCAUGAGCUCCACUUUUUGAAAGUGUCGUUCGACUACGUCAGUAAUAGCUCUCAGGUAAUAAACUGAAAGCAAAUUAAUCAAUUUCGCUCCUGUUAUAAAACCAACUUAAAAUACAUUUCUUGAAGUUAUACACGAUUCAGAGCAUGUCUUUAGAACCUGUCACAAGAACAGGUAACUUGUUUUGCAGAUGGGUAAAUCCCUAACUUGUGAAUAACUAGAAAACAACAUUAUGUAAACCUUCAGACCGAAACUAAACGUAUACUUAACAGUGAGGCUGUACAGGUGGCGGGCCUAUUUCUAUUUCAAACCGACUGCAGUAAUAAUCUGUUUCGCACCGUCAAAAUAACUGGAUAUAUUAAGGCUUUAAAUAAUAACAUACCACGACCAUUUCUGGACAAUGACGAUGAAUAGUAAAUGCUCUUCAUAUAUACCCCAUCUGAAGAGCUCCCGCAGACUAGACGGGCGCAUGUUUGAACCGCGGAAGGUUACCGACUUGCAUGCAAUCCAGUGUGGUUCUCCAGUCACAGUCAGCUUCAUUUGAAACAAUACCAAGAAGAAACUGCAACACCUGCCUAUUAUGCGCCUCCCAGUCAUUGAAAAGUUGGUAGAGUUACAACUUUUGUAGAAGCUCAAAGUAUUUUCUUCCCUACCAGACACCUGUGAAUCGUCACAGGACGUUGGUAAGUUAUCUUGACCAAACUUUCUUUACGGUUUUCACAGUCAACUUAGUUUAAAUUAAUUCGAUCGAUUAAUGCUGGAUUUAAACUAAUUUAUAAACCCACAUUGCGUUUAUAUCGCAGCCGCAAGUAAACACGCAGGUGCGAUCAUUGCACUAUCGUUAAAGAUAUGGUUAACACAGUUCAAACUAUUCAAGCCUUCAACAAACAAACUAUUGUACACUUAUCUGAGAUUCACUUCUACCCCAAAAGUGUUGUCAAAUGGCACUGAACUCACUCAGUCUUUGUGAUUUAAACGUAGUUUGUUGUUUAUUAUGUUGGCUAUUAACGUUAUCUAAAAGUUAAAUGGUCGACUAAAGUUUGCCAUUUUACGACAUGAUAAGCUUCAUUCAAAGCCCUAGAAGUUUUUUCUCAUGGACGUUUAUUGUGAUCGUUGUUGUAUAACUUGUUCUUCCAGUUUGUCUCUUCUGUCUGUGGUAGCCUAUGUAUUCAGUUUCAGACCUACAGGAAGCCAUCCAGGUGUAUUCCUUUUAAGGGGGCAAAGUCAAAUAUUUCCGGUUUUCCGCUAAUCUCGAUUUACAAAAAACAUUUUUAUAUAUUUGUUUACAUAGCGACAUCUUCGA